UUUUGAGGCCCAGGCGAAGAAGAGGAUUGGAGCGACGCGAGGGGCGGGUUGUGUGGAGAAGAUGGCGGCCGCCUGGGGCCUAUCCCUAGCGGCCGCGGCGCUGAGAGCGGUCACCCCCUGGCCGAGGAGCAGGCUCCUGGCGGCCCCCGCUGGAUGGCGGGCGCAUCGGGAAGCGUCGUCUUCCAGUCCCGAAGCUGGCGAAGGGCAGAUUCACCUCACAGACAGCUGCGUCCAGAGGCUUCUGGAAAUCACCCAAGGGUCAGAAUUCCUCAGGCUGGAAGUGGAAGGAGGUGGAUGCUCCGGUUUCCAAUACAAAUUUUCACUGGAUACAAUUAUCAACCCCGACGACAGGCAAGGAAAAAGGGGGUAUUUGAACAGGGUGGGGCAAGAGUGGUGGUUGACUCUGAUAGCUUAGCCUUCGUCAAAGGAGCCCAGGUGGACUUCAGCCAAGAACUGAUCCGAAGCUCAUUUCAAGUGUUGAACAAUCCUCAAGCGCAGACAGGCUGCUCCUGUGGUUCAUCCUUCUCUGUCAAACUUUGAUGCGAUGACUGGUGACCCAGAGAUUGCUACCCUUUGUACCAAUUCGAGGAACCUGGGAUUAGUGCAAUUCUACAGGUUUCCUUCCAAUCAUGUUCCUCUCUCCGUUUUAUUUCCCACAGUCCAGGAGUGUUGUGUUUUGCCACUGUUAUUUUUAGAAUGUGAAGCUUUUACUUUUGACUUAAUUUCUCUUGCACAGUUCUAAAGCUAAGCUUCUAGAUGCUGUUAACUAAAAUUUAAUAAUUGAAACCCAGUAUAAUCUAUAGAGCCUCCAAGAUUCCAAAAUUGGAAGUUACUUCUCUGGCCUUCAGAGCUGCUUGUACAUAUGUAUAUAGCUACGUAUAAAAGCUUCAUUUUAAAGAAAGUCCUCAUUCACUCGUGUUUUGGAUCAAAGUCAGAGAAUAGGUAGUUUGAACACUGGUUACUAAGCUAGAAAGGAUGAGAAAGGCAAAUGAAAUGUUCUUAUUUUCAGCUCACCCUUCUUGAAUGUGGUAGUUGACAUCCUUAUUUUCUGUGCAACACAUUCGCUGCCUCCCAUUUGUUAAAGCAGAUACGUUUUCCUUUCACACUCAUGAAUCUGCUAGAUUCACAAAACCAAAAGUCCAUCACUCAGAAAGCAGACUUAAGCCCCACUGAUAACUGAAUCACUUGAAAAAUAGCCUCUAUACUCCGUACUCCUACAGACAUUUCUGGAUUCUAUGAUCAUUUAGUGACUGAAUCUUUUUAAGACAUGUUGCUUCUCUUACCUUAUGAUGUAAGAUGUCUCUGGUCUCCUGCAUAGCAGGAACCUGUCCCUUUGUUGGUAUAGAUAACUUAGAGAUUUUCUUUUAGGUUGGAUUACCAGAUAAAGUGAAGUAUGUCCAGUUAAAUUUGAAUUUUAGAUGAGUGACAUAAUUUUUAGUAUGUGUCCCAAAUACUGCAUGAAACAUACUUAUACUAAAAAUUAUUUGUUGUUUAUCUGAAAUUCAAUUUUAACUGGGCAUCCUGUGUAUUUAUUUGUUAAACCUGGCAAGUUUACUGUAGGGUCAGUGAAAGAAAAUCGUUUUAAGCCACACAUUCCAAUGAAUUCUAAAGUACUUGUUUGGGUAUGGCACUUAAACAGGCUACAGAGCUAGAAAUCGUUGUGGUAUAUGUAUGACAGUGCUGGGCAGCCAGAAUUGCACGGACACCUAAAAAUGGACAAAAAUACCAUCACCAUGGUGAGUGAUUUAUACACGCUAAUGUUGGGGAAACCACAGCCAACUUUCUUCUGAGAAUUGAGCCGUGUUCUUUUGGCCUUCUGUUAUAAAGCAUCGAGUGGAGGGUCCGUAUUUGGCAGGAGCAUCCUAUCUAGAGAAAUGGGUAGCACUGAUCAUCACAGGGUAGCCCUCCCUUAAACUGUGGCCCUGAGCUCAUGUCAUGCAGCUCAGGCCCUAACACUGUCCAGAAACAUUAUUCCGGUUUUGUGUGUUUGUCUCAAGGGCAGGAAAGUACUUUUCUAGGAAUCUAGCAUUGAUGUUUAUGAUUCCUCUUAAAAUCCCUCUUUGCCAUUUCUCCAUAGAAAUGCCACAGGGCUGCUUAAAGGAAGUUUGCUUUUAGAAGUUUUGAAAUAAUUAUCAUCUGGCUUUAAUUGUAAAAUAAGGUUAGGUAAAUACAUAAAGAGAGGGAACAUUUAAGCAGUCUAUGGCCAGCAGCUGUAUUUAAAAAUAUUUUAUUUUUUUUGGACUAGGUAAUACAUAUGGUACAAAAUUCAAAGAGACACAAAAGGGGAUAUAAUGAAAAGCCUCCCAAUCCUGUACCCAUCUACCCAGUCACCCUCCCCACAAACCACCCUUGUUUCUAAGAAUUGAACCCACAGGCAUAACCCCAUAGAUAUAAUGUGAAAUAACAUUUGCACAAGAAUAUUCAUUACAGCAUUAUUUUUAAUAGCAAAAGAUAGGAAACAAUGGAAAUGUCCAUUACUAGGAGACUGAUUAAAUAAAUUAUGAUUUAUCCAUUCAAUGGAAUAGUAUACAUUUGUAAAACAGAAUGAGACAGCCCUUACGUGCAGGUAUGUAUUAAGUGAAAAAAGCAAAGUGUAGAACGGCAUGCAGGGUAGGCUAUCUGUGUUUGUAAUACAAGGAAACGUGUACAUGCAUGAGAUAUCCCUGGAAGGGCAAGCAGGAAGGUGAGGGUUGGGAGGAGGGACAACGGGAAUCGCAUUUAAGAAGGCGCAAUACCAGCAGGAUAUCCCAAGGAAUGCUGAGGAGUUCUGUGAAACAUGGGGUGUGAGGUGGAGU
Molecule: messenger RNA, 2795 nt
Organism: Rhinolophus ferrumequinum (greater horseshoe bat)
Lineage: Eukaryota; Metazoa; Chordata; Mammalia; Chiroptera; Rhinolophidae
Gene: ISCA2
Product: iron-sulfur cluster assembly 2
Exons: 4
Coding region: 62-415 (117 amino acids)
Biological process (GO): iron-sulfur cluster assembly
Cellular component (GO): mitochondrion
Molecular function (GO): iron ion binding; 4 iron, 4 sulfur cluster binding; 2 iron, 2 sulfur cluster binding
Source: RefSeq, a predicted model, not a curated record